Rhincodon typus (whale shark) is the source of this 761-nucleotide messenger RNA. Its product is annotated as diacylglycerol lipase, alpha. NCBI's taxonomy places the organism in Eukaryota, Metazoa, Chordata, Chondrichthyes, Orectolobiformes, Rhincodontidae. The transcript has 7 exons. The annotation marks the transcript as partial. The record is from RefSeq and is a predicted model, not a curated record. Gene Ontology annotation, cellular component: dendrite membrane; postsynaptic membrane.
AUGGGCCCGGUGACCAUUCUUCUCCUUCUCGCCUCCACUGACAUCUUCAACAGAAUGAGUCCUAAAUGGACCUUGCCAAUGUUGAUGCUGCCAAUGCUGGUACCACACCAGCCCAAACUUGACUUUGCCACCAUGAGCCUGCUUCAGGCCUACCUCGUCGAUGCAGCUGCUGCUGAUGUGCAUUUUGGCAUCCGGGCAGUAGAAUCAGCAAUUUCAUAUGAAAUGGAGCUGCAAGAAAUGCACAUGUAUAAGGAGGUAUGCUACUACAUGCACUUUGCACUGGCUGCCUAUGGCUGGCCCUUGUACCUAAUGCGAAACCCAACCUGUGGACUCUGCAAGCUGGCUAGCUCAUGCUCGUGUUGCUGCUUUUGCCUCCCUCGACCCAGAUAUGCUCCAAGUGUAACAGUUGAGGAAGACAACUGUUGCAACUGCAAUGUCAUUGCUAUCAAGCGCCACUUUCUGGAUGAGAAUUUUUGUUUAGUUGAUAUCGUAUAUACUUCAUGUCACGAUGCGGUUUUUGAAACCCCUUUCUUUGUUGCUGUGGAUCAUAUGAAAAAGAAGGUUGUGAUCAGUAUUCGAGGGACCCUUUCACCAAAGGAUGCCCUAACUGAUCUGACUGGAGAUGCUGAACGAUUACCAGUAGAGGGCCAUCAUGGUACUUGGCUUGGCCACAAGGGCAUGGUUCUAUCUGCAGAAUACAUCAAAAAGAAACUAGAGCAGGAGAUGAUUCUUUCUCAAGCUUUUGGCCGAGACCUGGUAAG